Molecule: messenger RNA, 4431 nt
Organism: Osmia bicornis bicornis
Lineage: Eukaryota; Metazoa; Arthropoda; Insecta; Hymenoptera; Megachilidae
Gene: pwn
Exons: 14
Coding region: 10-3741 (1243 amino acids)
Molecular function (GO): calcium ion binding
Source: RefSeq, a predicted model, not a curated record
GAUACCAGGAUGCCAGGACUCGCGGGGUCGAAGGUCCUCGUGACCUUGUCGCUGCUGAUUCUUUCAGGUGUUUCGGCUAUCCAAAAUGAUCGAACGUCUUCUCGGUCCUCUAAAGAAGACAUCAUCCUCAGCUCGUAUACAGGGCCUGAGAGAACGUCCAGCGUGUUUCAUCGCGAUGCGUCGCCAACUUUCCAAAGAACCGUUCCAGCAUUUCAACUGGAAAGCUCGAAAAGCGUCAAUAACUAUGACAAAGAAGAGAUCAGGUUCGAAGACAGGAAUACCAGGCACGAGGAAUCUAUCGACGAGCUAACGUCGUCGAAACACGUCGAUCAUAUAGACGGGAACAACAUCGAAGUGAAACCGGGGGAAUAUUAUCAUAUAACACCCACAACGAGCGAAUCCAUGUCGGGGGAAGGACAAGGGGCUCCGCAGGGACCAAAACUCUUGUCGGAGCCCCACCAACUGGCUGGAGUGUCAAACCAACAGGCACACUACUUGCAAGCAAUAGAUCAACAAAGACGGGCACGCCAAGAGAUCCCCAGGAUCUAUAGCGAACACGCUCCGCCGCCUAUCCUGCAGACCGCUUCUCCAGGAAACCGACAGGCGAAUCCUGAUAUACAGGACAUCAUCACGGGUAUCGUCAAAUUGUUGAACGGGAACGUGAAUGUCGCUGCCAACACGGUCAGGCCCUUGAGGCCGAUUCAAGCCACCAGGAUUAACAACAGAGGUCCGCCGAGAAUAUCCGACGUCCCUCCAUUACCACCUGAUUUCGAUACACCUGGAAUGAAUCCUCCUCCUCCACCGGAUCAUCCUUAUCCCUUCGAGAAACCACCAGCCCCGGACAGACCCUUGGUGAACCAAUUACCGCCCGAGAGGCCAAUCAGACCCUUCGUGAACGGCGUUCCUCUGCCAGAACAAAUCGUUCCGCAAGGAAAUCGUCCGUGGACUUGGAACCGUCCUGGUUCGAACAGGCGACCAAUUCCUCCGUACAAACCUUUGCCACCGUCCUCGGAGUCCGCUUUCAAUCGGGAGAAAGAACAGGAGGACAAAAACACGAAACCUGACGCAACGUUGACAGAGGAAUCCUCGACGAAAAAAGAAGAUCAAAGCGAAACUACCACGAACGCUUUGGAGAACACGACCAAGUAUCACCAGGAGGGUGACAAUCAAAAGGUCAGGUUCGAUUCGAAGACCACGAUGAAACCAGCUACAGAGGGUAUCACGAAAAAUCCUGAAUCAGGAAGCUCCAUGAAGAAGGAUAACAAACAUCAGUCUCCGUCUAAAGAGAACAAAGUGAAUAAUCAUAACCCAUCGUCGCCUCCAACGGAAUCCAAUAAUGUUAAUAAGAUAAAUAACAUGAAACAGGAAGAUUCGGCAAAACCUGUGAUACCGUUGGAAGGUUCGGUGAAACCAACAAAGUCCACGAAAAUCAACGACACACAGAGACCCAAUUCCAGCGUGAACAACGAAAAAUCUAUCGACAAGCCGAGCGUGUCCAAGACCCCGAUAAAAUCCUAUUCCACGUCCACGCUGAAUAUCGAGACCAGCUCGUCGGUCCAUGUAAUCGAGCCUACGACCACAAAAACGGUCGUUCAAUCGACCACAAUCCCCGUGAAUAAUAGUGCAAGUUAUACGCCAAUUGCGCCUAGUAUAGUGGCUUUAGAACCGAGCAAAUCGUCCGAUUUUGAAAGUACCAUCAGCACAUCGAGUGUACCAACACCGACGGACAAUUUACCAUCGACUUUCACGAAAGGCUCGUCAAUAGCGGACAAAAGUAUAAUCCAUACUCCGGCCUCCAAUACGUUCACAAAGAAUUCAGCUGCCACGGAUCGCUAUGCUUACCGACCCCGACCUGGGAUAGUCCUUGACGACACCUUGGAUUACACGGGCAGCCAAGGAUUGGCUACUCAACGACCUUACGCACCACCGAGACAUCCACCUCUCGGUGAUAUUUUUGAUGUCACGGUCUCGGCUAUUCAAGGACCGGGUGGCGCAAGUUCUGGGGAUGGUGUAAGGGUGCCGGUAAACGCGGGAAACGCGGACGUGAUUCUCACGUCGGCGGUCGAGGGUCAAGGAUUUGUCAGCAUCGACGGGAAAAGAACGUACUUGAACCUAUUCGAGAACACAGAUCGAACAUCGACGCACGUGCAACCGCAGCCUCAGCCGACCAGAACGCAAUCGCCCGCCGUCGUCGGCACUGGAUUUGCUGUGCCGCAACCGGACCCACCUACGGUGACUCCGAGGCCCAGCGGACCGAUUCGAAGGCCCACGUUCCACAGGAGACCCACCCAGCCACCGGUCAGGAUAGACACCUGCAUCGUGGGCGACACGAGUACUUGCGACAUCAGUCAACACGAGGCGUGUGCCACCGUUCAAGGGGUGUCUGCUUGUCACUGUAAACCAGGAUACGCGAGGCUACAGCACUCCUUGCCGUGUAAAAAAAUCAUCAGUAUCGUGGUGUCGAUGAGGGUGGACAAAAUUUACGACAGGAAAGUCGUGUGGGACCGAGGAUUCACGGACAAAGAUUCCGAACCCUAUCAAACUUUGGCCUACGAAGCUAAUCGAGCUAUCGAAUCCGCCAUGUCGAUGACACCGUUUUCGGACGAAUACAUGGGGUCCUUGAUCAACGGUGUGUAUCAAGGGGAUAUAAGCCAAGGCCAAGGGGGUGUCUUUGUGAACGCAACCCUGAAGCUCACCUAUGAACCGAGAACAAUAAGACCAAGUUUAGCAGGGGAGUUGCAGAGACAUCUGCUCGGGGUUAUUCAUAGAAGGAGCAAUAAUAUAGGGAACAGCGCUCUAUACGUUGAUAGUCCUCCUGGAUCUAUAUCGAAUUUACAAGACUUGGACGAGUGUGCUUCGUCAGAACUGAACGACUGCCAUUCUUCGGCAAUUUGCAUCAACAAUUGGGGUGGAUUUACUUGCACUUGCAAUCCAGGAUUAAAGGAUCCUCACAAGGAUGAUCCUAACGAAUCUGGUAGGACUUGUAUCUCCUGUCCUUCGACCUAUUGCAACAAUCGAGGCUCUUGUUCUUACCAAGGCGAUCAUAUGCAGUGCUCGUGCACUGGUAAUUAUUAUGGUGCUCAAUGCGAAGUCGAUGGAGAGGUCCUGGGCGUAGCGAUAGGGGCGUCCGUAGCAGCUUUAAUCAUUAUAGUCCUGACAUUAGUAUGCCUGGUCAUGUGGAGUCGACGAUGGUCUCGCGAACAAAAAUCCGUCGGCUCACCGGUGUACGGUUACAUCCAGGGUGGCAUCCCUGGGACGCUUCCAGGAACUCUGGCGAGGGUUGGUUCUGUGGGCACCCUCGCUUCCGUGAAACAAGGACCACCGACCAACUUGCCGCCGUACAUGUGGGCACAUUUUGGCGACCAUAUGGCAACUGCUAACGUAUACGCCACGGAACCCAUGGGACCAACGCGGCCAAGUUCCGCCGUGUUCGGAUAUCCACCACUGAACGUCCAUGGAACGUUACCACCAGUACCUCUGCCAAGACUUCAAGCUCCGCCAAGACCGCGACAAAGACACCAACCCGAUCCCGACAGCUCGGAUUCCGAGCCACAGGACAAGGACAGGGCCGAUCUGAUCCCCCAACACAGCGGUUUUCAUGUUCCCAGGCCACGAUCUAGAUCGUCUCUAGCCAAUCAAAGCGGAAUUUACAAUGACGUGGAGUACGACCAAGGUGAUGUGCACCAUUUAUCGAAAAACAAUAUCCCGAUGUCCACUUACAGGCCGUACUAUCGAACGUGAGACACGUGAAAAAAGAACCUAGCUGUACUGUUUAAAAGGACAGAAUUGUUAAGAGAGAAAAAUAUACGAGAAAAGUCGAAGCUGUGAAUUCUGUCAAUUGUUGAAAUAAUUGAAAACGAACUGUAAACGUAGAUUAUGGACACGUAGUAUUAACAAGAAAGAAAAGAAAUGAAAUUAAUGCACCUAUGUAUGUAUGUUUUACAAAGAUGUUAUUUUACCUGUUUAUAGAUAUUCAAGUCGAUGUAAGGUAUCAGCAUUGCUAAUUCUAGUUACUUAUUUGUUAUACUAUAUGAAUAUUUAUUACCCUAACGUUACCCUCGAUAUAACAUCUUGCAAAAAGAAAAAUCAUACCAAGGCUGUUUUAUACGAACCUAGUGAAACGAAGGGUGCAUACUGAACGACUAGUAUUGAAGCAACUGCUCCUUUUAAUUACUUUAAUUUAGCCUAUUAUCGUCGAUAAUUAUUUAUAUUUUAUAGUUUAGCGAUAAGUAUCCGUGAAAAUUUGUUAGUUUGCAGCUUGUGAAUUAUCUUGGGACCACCAUAUUUCAGAUACUUAUCACUAAACCGAUAAACGAUAACGCAUGUAAUAUCAUUACACAAUCUAAGAGAAGAAAGAUACGUAUUAAUAACCAAGGAUCCGUAGUUCUCUUUGGAAACAAAGCGUGUACAAGGAUCAAAAAGCAAUAUAAA